Tarenaya hassleriana is the source of this 4515-nucleotide messenger RNA. Its product is annotated as mediator of RNA polymerase II transcription subunit 16-like. Gene Ontology annotation, biological process: regulation of DNA-templated transcription. The record is from RefSeq and is a predicted model, not a curated record. Gene Ontology annotation, cellular component: mediator complex. The transcript is spliced from 16 exons. Lineage: Eukaryota; Viridiplantae; Streptophyta; Magnoliopsida; Brassicales; Cleomaceae. The coding region runs from base 317 to 4087 and encodes 1256 amino acids.
AUCUGGAAACGAAAAAAGAGAGAAAAAAGUGACAAACAACAAGCAAAAGCAGGAGAGAAGAGAGCACAAGGCACGGUAUUUGUCGGUGUCGUGUCCGAGUUUCUUCAUCCGGUGGCGGCGCAGUGACGCAAACAACCCUAAAAAGAAAAAGAUUGAAUCUUUGAUUUUUUUUUUCUCCCCGCACUAAAACCCCACCAAGUGUCUCUCUCGCUAUACAACAGUGCUUCCUGUCGGCUAAACUUGCGACUUUUUUGUCAUUUCCUCCUCUGCCUGAAUUUAUAAAUUCAAGAAUUAGGGUCUUGUUGCUUUCGCUGUGAUGAAUCCGCAUCCGCAAGAACAACCGCAACCGGAACCGGAACCGCAGCCGCAUGCGGAGGGCCAUCGUGGUGAAGGGAGCACUGAGACGGCGGAGGAAGAGGAGGUGCAGCAGCAGCAGCAGGAGACGGCUGAGUCGAAGGAUCCAGGUUCUGCCGAGGAGACGUCGCCGGCGACAUCAGCAGACGGCGGAGAGAGAGAGGACGAUCCCAUGGAGGUUGACUCAGUGAGUCCGGCCACAGUGUUCCGUGUUAGGCUCAAGCAGCCUAAUUCGAACUUGCUCCACAAGAUGAGCGUCCCGGAAUUAUGCCGUACCUUCAGUGCCGUUGCUUGGUGUGGGAAACUCAAUGCCAUAGCUUGCGCUUCAGAAACAUGUGCAAGGAUUCCAAGCUCUAAUGCUAAUCCACCUUUCUGGAUCCCCAUACAUAUCUUGAUACCGGAGCGUCCAACUGAGUGUGCAGUGUUCAAUGUUGUAGCUGAUUCUCCUCGUGAUUCGGUUCAAUUUAUCGAAUGGUCUCCCAUUUCUUGUCCUCGCGCUUUACUCAUUGCUAAUUUCCACGGAAGGAUAACUAUCUGGGCUCAGCCUUCUCAGGGACCGGCUAAUUUAGUGCGUGAUGCUACCUCCUGGCAGUGUGAGUACAAAUGGCGUCAAGACAUUGCUGUUGUCACAAAGUGGCUAGCCGGGGUUUCUCCAUAUAGGUGGCUGUCAUCUAAAUCAAGUUCUGCUACAAACUCAAAGUCAACUUUUGAGGAGAAGUAUCUCUCACAAAACUCUGAAAGUUCAGCUCGCUGGCCUAAUUUCCUUUGUGUGUGCUCUGUUUUCUCAUCCGGCUCUGUUCAACUUCAUUGGUCUCAGUGGCCUUCUAGCCAGGGAGGCACUCCGGCAAAGUGGUUUAGUACGAGUAAAGGUGUUUUAGGUGCGGGGCCUAGCGGGAUCAUGGCCGCUGAUGCCAUAAUAACUGAGAGUGGAGCCAUGCAUGUGGCUGGGGUUCCGAUAGUGAACCCCUCUACAGUUGUAGUCUGGGAUGUGACUCCUGGUCCUGGAAAUGGAUUCCAGUUCACUCCGAAAGUAUCUACAAGCAGUUGUGUGCCACCAUCUCUUGGUUCCCCAAUUUGGCCAGGUUUUGCUCCUUUAGCUGCAUAUUUGUUCAGCUGGCAAGAAUAUUUGAUAUCUGAAACAAAGCAAGGGAGGAAACCAGAAGAUCAAGAUUCUAGCGAUUCAAUAUCACUUAAUUGCUCGCCCGUUUCUAAUUUUUCUGCUUAUGUUAGUCCUGAGGCUGCAGCUCAGUCUGCGGCAACCACUACAUGGGGUUCUGGCAUUACUGCUGUUGCUUUCGAUCCAACUCGUGGUGGUUCUGUCAUAGCUGUCGUUAUAGUCGAAGGUCAAUACAUGUCACCAUAUGAUCCAGAUGAAGGUCCUUCAAUCACAGGAUGGAGAGUGCAGCGUUGGGAAUCAAGUGUUAAACCCGUGGUUUUGCAUCAGAUAUUUGGAAACCCGACUUCAAAUUCCGGUGGGCAGGUUCCAAUGCAAACUGUCUGGGUGUCCAGAGUAGAUAUGAGCAUACCACCAACAAAUGAUCUUAAGUGUCACCAAGCAGGACCUAAUGUGGAUGCCCCAAAGGAAUCUGAUACUGGUGAGGACAAGACCAACAAGGUUGUCUGUGACCCCUUUGAUCUGCCAAGUGAUGUCCGGACACUGGCACGGAUUGUCUAUUCUGCUCAUGGUGGUGAAAUUUCUAUUGCUUUUCUUCGGGGUGGUGUUCAUAUCUUUUCUGGUCCAACAUUUUCACUCGUCGAGAACUAUCAAAUAAAUGUUGGAUAUUCAAUUGCUGCACCCGCGUUUUCUCCUACGAGCUGUUGCUCAGCUUCUGUCUGGCAUGAUACUGCCAAGGACUGUACAAUGUUGAAAAUCAUCCGUGUUCUUCCUCCCGCCCUUCCAAGUGGCCAAUCUAAGGUUAAUCAAUCAACCUGGGAGCGGGCUAUUGCUGAGAGGUUCUGGUGGAGUCUUUUGGUUGGAGUUGAUUGGUGGGAUGCAGUUGGCUGUACACAGAGUUCUGCGGAGGAUGGGAUCGUUUCGUUGAACAGCGUGAUUGCUGUCCUGGAUGCGGAUUUUCACUCACUACCUUCACCACAUCACAGAAAACAAUAUGGUCCUAGCCUAGACAGGAUAAAAUGCCGGCUGCUUGAAGGAACCAAUGCUCAAGAGGUCCGUGCAAUGGUGUUAGAUAUGCAAGCAAGAUUGUUGCUAGACAUGCUUGGGAAAGGAAUAGAAUCCGCUCUUGUGAAUCCUUCGGCAUUGGUUACUGAGCCAUGGCAAGCAAAUGGGGAGACAUUAUCCAGCAUCGAUCCCGAGGCAAUGGCAGUCGAUCCUGCUCUUGUCUCAAGUAUUCAGGCUUAUGUGGAUGCUGUUCUUGAUCUAGCGUCUCAUUUCAUCACGCGUUUGAGGCGUUAUGCAAGUUUCUGUCGCACACUGGCAAGCCAUGCUGUUUCUGCUGGAACUGGAAGUAAUCGCCAUAUGGUUACCAGUCCGACACAAAACGCUUCAUCUCCUGUAACAUCUCAGGCAGGCCAGACUGGUGCUACGAACUCUAGCGGGAACACGCAAGUGCAAGCUUGGGUACAGGGUGCAAUUGCGAAAAUCAGUAGCUCAAGCGAUGGAGUGUCAAACUCUACUGCAACUGCUAUAGGCGGUCCAACGAGCUAUAUGCCAAUAAGCAUCAACACUGGAACUUUUCCAGGAACACCUGCUGUUCGGCUCAUUGGGGACUGUCAUUUUCUUCAUCGGUUAUGCCAGUUGUUGUUCUUUUGUUAUUUCUUUCGCCGGGCGCAGGUCCAGAGGUUUCCUCAGAGAAAUGCUGAUACUAGUACGCAAAAGCCUCAAACUGGGGUCACAGGCAAGGUGGAAGAGGUGAAUUCUGUUAAGUCAAUAUCUGCCCUGAGCAGGACAGAGGAAGUUUUGGGAAACCGAAGUCCCCUGUUGGGUAAUGGAGUGAAAGGGGUUGAUGAAAAUCUUGCACCACGUACGAAGAUGGGUUCUGGGAAUGCUGGUCAAGGAUAUACUUUCGAGGAGGUGAGAGUUCUUUUCCUUAUACUGAUGGACCUCUGUCGGCGAACAGCUAGUCUUGCACAUCCUUUACCUGCCUCUCAGGUAGGUAGUGGGAACAUCCAGGUGCGAUUGCACUAUAUUGAUGGAAAUUACACUGUGUUGCCUGAGGUGGUAGAAGCAGCUCUAGGACCUCAUAUGCAGAACAUGCCUCGUCCUAGAGGAGCUGAUGCUGCUGGCCUUCUACUCCGUGAGUUGGAGCUUCAUCCACCGUCUGAAGAAUGGCACAGACGGAAUAUGUUUGGAGGACCCUGGUCAGAUCCUGAUGAGAUGAACCCGACAGAUGAUACAUCCAAACAUUGUUAUUCUGUGGAUUUGCUCGAUACAAGCCCUUCAGAAAUCUAUGAUGUCUAUGACAGAGUCCAGAGCUUGUGGCCAAGAAAGCGGCGGAUGUCUGAAAGAGAAGCGGCUUUUGGUCUGAAUACUUCUGUGGGUUUGGGUGCAUAUCUAGGUAUUAUGGGAUCUAGGAGGGAUGUUGUCACAGCGACGUGGAAAACUGGUCUUGAAGGAGUUUGGUACAAGUGCAUAAGAUGCUUAAGGCAGACAUCGGCAUUUACUUCACCAGCAGCAUCCAAUCAGUCGAACCAGAAUGAACGAGAGACUUGGUGGAUCAGCCGUUGGGUCUAUUGUUGCCCCAUGUGUGGCGGAACGUGGGUCCGCGUUUUGUAGAGUGAAUGAGAACGAUCAAACUAGUUUUAACUACUAACCAGAAUUUAAGAGUCUGAAGACAGUGAGGAGACCUCAGCAGCAUAUAUGCAUGUAGAAUAGUGAAAGUGUUCACCUGAUGGUCAGAUGGGUUGUGUUCAUAAGCUGGUUCUCUUGCUUAUCCUGCAACUUCCAAGCUACACUGCUAAGAACCCAUGGUGAUCUUGAUGGAGCUGGAAGCAAGAUUGGUCUGACAACGAUGUUAGAAGCCAAAAAAGGUAUGGAUUCAGACAUUCUGCUGAAGCUGGUGUUACUGAAAAGCCCUUUACUGGCUUCUGAUUGUCCUUUGUUGUACAUGUACGUUUACUUUAGCUCAAGUGCUUAAACCCAUUGUACAGAAACUUUAGAUGGUGACUGGCAGGAUUGAAGAAUUGCAUCACCCUUGUGUUUUU